Erinaceus europaeus (western European hedgehog) is the source of this 1798-nucleotide messenger RNA. It is a transcript of the gene AAAS, whose product is annotated as aladin WD repeat nucleoporin. The transcript has 16 exons. Gene Ontology annotation, biological process: nucleocytoplasmic transport. NCBI's taxonomy places the organism in Eukaryota, Metazoa, Chordata, Mammalia, Eulipotyphla, Erinaceidae. Gene Ontology annotation, molecular function: protein binding. The coding region runs from base 133 to 1773 and encodes 546 amino acids. Gene Ontology annotation, cellular component: nuclear pore. The record is from RefSeq and is a predicted model, not a curated record.
CACUUCCGUUGAGCUUUGCGUGUGUUUGUCCCAGGCGGGUACCCGUACGCCUCCGAAUCUAGCCCGGGAACCGAGUCGUGGGAGGGGUAGCCACGAGUUUGCCGGAGUCCGACAGUUUCCUGGACCGGGAAGAUGUGCUCCCUGAACUUAUUUCCCCCGCCGCCUCCUAGGGGUCAAGUCACGCUUUACGAACACAAUAACGAGCUGAUGACAGGCAGUGGCUAUGAGAGCCCGCCUCCCGACUUCCGGGGCCAGUGGAUCAAUCUUCCCGUCCUAAACCUGACCAAGGAUCCUCUGAAGACCCCCGGGAGGCUGGACCACGGCACGAGAACUGCUUUCAUUCAUCACCGGGAGCAAGUGUGGAAGAGAUGUAUCAACAUCUGGCGCGAAGUGGGCCUUUCUGGGGUGUUGAAUGAAAUCGCAAACUCAGAGGAAGAGGUGUUUGAGUGGGUGAAGACGGCUUCCAGCUGGGCCCUGACACUGUGCCAGUGGGCCUCCUCGCUGCACGGGUCCUUGUUCCCCCACCUGUCCCUCAGGAGCGAAGAUCUGAUUGCUGAGUUUGCCCAAGUCACAAACUGGUCCGCUUGCUGCUUGCGAGUCUUCGCAUGGCACCCCCACACCAACAAGUUUGCAGUGGCCCUGCUAGAUGACUCCAUCCGUGUGUAUAACGCCAGCAGCACUAUAGUCCCCUCCCUGAAGCACCGGUUACAGAGAAAUGUGGCAGCCCUGGCCUGGAAGCCCCUGAGUGCUUCUGUGUUGGCCGUGGCCUGCCAGAGCUGCAUUCUCAUCUGGACCCUGGACCCCACCUCCUUGUCUACCCGGCCCUCCUCUGGCUGUGCCCAAGUGCUGUCUCACCCUGGGCACACACCUGUCACCAGCCUGGCCUGGGCCCCCAGUGGGGGGCGGCUGCUCUCGGCUUCACCUGUGGAUGCUGCUAUCCUGGUAUGGGAUAUCUCAACAGAGACCUGUGUUCCUCUGCCCUGGUUUCGAGGAGGUGGGGUUACCAACCUGUUCUGGUCCCCAGAUGGCAGCAAAGUCCUGGCUACCACUCCUUCAGCUGUCUUCCGAGUCUGGGAGGCCCAGAUGUGGACUUGCGAGAGGUGGCCUACUCUUUCAGGGCGCUGUCAGACUGGAUGCUGGAGCCCAGAUGGAAACAGACUGCUGUUCACUGUGUUAGGGGAACCACUGAUUUACUCCUUGUCAUUCCCAGAGCGCUGUGGUGAGGGAAAGGGGCGCGUCGGAGGUGCUAAGUCAGCAACGAUUGUGGCCGAUCUGUCUGAGACAACAAUACAAACACCACAAGGAGAAGAGAGGCUCGGGGGAGAGGCUCACUCCAUGGUCUGGGACCCCAGUGGGGAACGUCUGGCUGUGCUCAUGAAAGGAAACCCCCGGGUUCAAGACGGCCAACCAGUCAUCCUUCUUUUUCGCACCCGAAACAACCCUGUGUUCGAGCUGCUGCCUUGUGGCAUUAUCCAGGGGGAGCCAGGAGCCCAGGCCCAGCUCAUCACUUUUCAUCCCUCCUUCAGCAAAGGGGCUCUGCUCAGUGUGUGCUGGUCCACAGGUCGAAUCGCUCACAUCCCUCUCUACUUUGUCAACGCCCAGUUCCCACGCUUUAGCCCAGUGCUUGGUCGAGCUCAAGAGCCUCCAGCCGGGGGUGGAGGCACCAUUCACGAUCUGCCCCUCUUUACUGAGACAUCCCCAGCCUCCGCCCCUUGGGACCCUCUCAUGGGUUCACCACCUGCUCAGUGUCCCUCCCCUCAAGCGCACUUCUAAUAAUAAAAAGCUUCUUCUUCCUUAA